AUGAUUUAUGAUUUAAUUAUUGUAGGUGCAGGUGUAUUUGGUUUGUCAACAGCUUAUCAUGCUUCACAACAUUCCUCCUUUUCUUCAAUAUUGGUAAUAGAUAAGUAUGAUAUUCCAUCACCAAUCUCAGCGGCCAAUGAUUUUAAUAAAAUUAUUCGAAUGGAAUAUACAGAUGAAACAUAUGUGGAUUUAAUUAUUGAAGCUAUUGAGGAGUAUUGGGAUAACCAAAAUCAACCGAUAUUCAACCAAUGCUAUAAUAAAUGCGGUAGAAUAACCGUUGUUCCACCGAUUGAUAAUCCUAGGUAUGGUUUUGAACUUGACUGUCUGAAAUUGUUACAAUCCAAGAAAUAUAAUAAACUACAUGGCGCAGAGAAGUUAUAUACUGAUAUUAGCAUUAAUGGGAAAUUCAGUAAUAUAUUUACGAUGGCUAAUAGCAAUAUUAAUGCAAGUGAAAAUAAUAAUAGGCCUAGCGACGCUAAGUUUAGGUUUAAUAGUGAUUGUGGGUUAGGUUAUGCUGCCAAAUCUUUAGAAAACGUGUAUAAUUAUCUGUUAAAACAUAAACAGGAUAAAGUUGCAUUUCAUCUGAACGAUGGAAUAGAUGAGGUUCAAUCAGUUGUCAAUAAUAAUGAGGCUUUUGUGGAAGUUCGCACUGAGAAGCAUGAAAAAUUUGUUGGGAAAAAAGUAGUCAUAUGUUGUGGUGCUAAUACAGGAAGUGUUAUACCUAAAAAAUACAUGGGAAAUGAAAUUAGAGCUACAGGGCUAUAUGUGGGCCACAUUAAAUUAACAGAUGAAGAAUUCCAAAAAUAUAGGAAAAUGCCAAUAGUUUUUGAUUCAACAUUAGGUUAUUUUUUCCCGCCUGAUUCAGAAACUAAAAUUUUAAAAAUAUGUGCAUGUGCUAGUUCGACCUUUGAUGAUAAAAGUGAAUGCUAUUUACCUAAAUAUGGUCAAAAUUACCAACACAAAUUGCCCUCAAGUAGCAUUAAAGAUAUCAAAACGAUAUUAUUGAAAUACUUGCCAGAUUUAGCGUACAAAAAAAUUAUUGACGGUAAGAUUUGUUGGAUUAGUGAUACUAGCGAUUCCGACUUUAUCAUUGACGAACUUUUAGAACAAGGUAUUUCAAAUUGUUUUGUAUGUUGUGGUGAUUCCGGCCAUGCUUACAAAUUUUUGCCGAAUAUUGGGAAGUAUGUUACACAAAGAAUUACAGGUGAAUUAAACGAAAUGUUAGUUAAAAAAUGGGGGUUCAAGAGUAGCAAUGUUUUAGGUGGAAAUCAAGAAACUAGUUUAUAUCAGACUAUUGAUGUUAAUUGGCCUAGUGUUUUGGAAUGGAGAGUUGAACAAAAUAACAUUGCUAUAGACAAUUUAGACUGGGUCAAUUUGUAA
Molecule: messenger RNA, 1380 nt
Organism: Saccharomycodes ludwigii
Lineage: Eukaryota; Fungi; Ascomycota; Saccharomycetes; Saccharomycodales; Saccharomycodaceae
Product: FAD-dependent oxidoreductase
Exons: 1
Coding region: 1-1380 (459 amino acids)
Molecular function (GO): saccharopine oxidase activity; flavin adenine dinucleotide binding; sarcosine oxidase activity
Source: RefSeq, a predicted model, not a curated record